This is a messenger RNA of Rosa rugosa (rugosa rose), 946 nucleotides long. RefSeq lists its product as uncharacterized. NCBI's taxonomy places the organism in Eukaryota, Viridiplantae, Streptophyta, Magnoliopsida, Rosales, Rosaceae. The transcript has 3 exons. Gene Ontology annotation, biological process: positive regulation of DNA repair. The coding region runs from base 19 to 789 and encodes 256 amino acids. Gene Ontology annotation, cellular component: BRCA1-A complex; BRISC complex. The record is from RefSeq and is a predicted model, not a curated record.
AGAGAGAGAGAGAGAGAGAUGGAGGGAGUAGAGGGGGAGGGAUCGGGUGCGAUGAGGUACACGCUGAGGCCGGAGAGGGUGAGCAACGAGGACAUACUGUUCUGCGUGGAUGUUGACCCGGAGUGUAUGUCGGAGAUGAAAACCGGGCCAAAUGGGCGGCCCUUUACCCGAUUGGACUCCAUCAAGCAAGCCAUCCUUCUCUUCAUCAACGCCAAGCUCACCAUCAACCCGGAACACCGAUUCGCCUUCUCCGUUCUCGCAAAGUCCGUGUCUUGGAUUCGGAAAGAGUUCAGCAGUGAUGUCGAGUCUGCUAAGGCUGCUUUUCGAGCGCUGUAUCCUACUUCAUCAUCCGGGCAUGCAGAUCUUACCACUCUAUUUCGAAUAGCAGCUCAUGAAGCAAAGAAAUCUCGGGCUCAGAAAAGAAUAUUGAGGGUGAUUCUUAUCUACUGCAGAUCAUCACUACAACCACAACAUCAAUGGCCUGUUAAUCAGAAAAUCUUCACUAUGGAUGUGGUUUACCUUCAUGACAAGCCUGGACCCGACAACUGCCCCCAGCUGGUGUAUGAUAAACUUGUGGAAGCCCUUGAACAUGUUACUGAAUUUGAGGGCUACAUCUUGGAGAGUGGUCAGGGGUUAUCACGAACCCUCUUCCGUCACAUGUGUUUGCUGCUGUCACACCCUCAGCAGCGUUGCUCACAAGAUUACCUGGACAUACCCAAGUCUCUCGCAAAAAGGUUGCCAGCAGACUCAGCACCCGGUGACGAUAGUAUACCUGUAUCCAGCCAAUGAGAACAUCAGCAAUCAAGUUUCUGAGCUCUUGUUGCUUUCUAAGUUAUAAGUCUCAAGUAUGUAGUUGCACUGAAGUUAAUUUUUGAACAUCUUGUAUGUACAAAUUGUGGAUUCUCUUAUUUUGACAAUUUAAAUGGAUUGUUAUUAUGAAUCUCAA